GUUGAAUGUUGAUCGCAGGUGGUAGAAGAGACAAGAGAUCACAACUCAGUUCUGUUUGUCUUUUAAAUUAUAGAAUUCUAAUUUUAAAAAACUAAUUCUAUUCUCACGUCGUUUUUAAAAAUUGCGAUAAUCCUAUAUUAGUCUUAAUUCCAAUAAUUUGCUAGCUUAAUUUUCAUCCUUGUGUGAUUUUAUGAUGGUUAUGUCGGAUGUUGUGUUGAGAUCUUAUGACUUGGAUGUGGCAAUAUUGUGAGAUAAACUCAAUGCCUGGGUGGGUAAGCAGCAUAGCAUGGGUUGGACUAACAGCUGGUCUAUUUGCUUCUUCCUUCGGUCUGAUAGCAUGCGUCUCUUCUAUCGUUUCAAUAGUACUCUGUGUUCUUGGUGGCAUAACUCUAGUUUACUUGAAGCAUGGGAGAGCAAUACUCGACUACUUAUCAAAGGCAGAUGACACAUGUGAAUUGCAGCCUCCUGGACUUUACAAGGUUUUGGAAGUGCUGCAAGAAGGGGCCAAGAAAAGGAAAACCGAUAAUCGUCUGACUGGAUCUCAAGUUAUAGAUGAGCAGUUGCAUGAAAUUCUGGAAUUUACCAUAAGGGAUUAUGUAUAUCCAUGGUAUGAUGUGGUCAGUGCUGAUGAUGAUCUUCCUCAUGAAAUACGAGUGGCCGCUCAUAAAUUGAUUGUUACAUUUGCAUCCAGAAUGAAAGAGGUGGACUGGAUCCCCUACUUAACGACACGACUGGUAGAUGACGCGGCCUCACACCUGCGGCUGUACCGGCAGGCGAGGGCGCGCAUGAAGCAGGGAGGGGGUGGGGGGGCCAACGAGCAUCGACGCCAGGCCAGCGGCGACCAUCGUUGGGCCAACAGCUCCAACGGCGCCUCCAAGUCCGCCGAGCCCCCCGACUUGCAAUCUGCAUUCUUCGAUCUCGAACUAACCAUGGAGGAGAAUCUCAUCUGCAGAGAUCACGUGUGUUUCGAUAGUGAAAAUGAAAUAAAUUUUGUCCGGGAAAUUUGUGAAGUAGUAUUAUUUCUGAUGUUGCCAGAAGAAAAUUUUCAUUGUAAAUCAUUGCGCUAUCUUGUGAGAGAGCUGCUAGUCAAUUCUAUUAUAAUGCCUCUCAUUGAAAUGUUCUCAGAUCCUGAUUAUAUUAAUCAAAUUAUAAUUUGGCUGUGCCGAGACAUUCCAAUUACCAGUGAGGUAUUUUUAACUGCUCUUAGAUUAAAUGAUAAUUUAGAUGAACUACAUGCAACAAAAGAGUUGCUUAGUAAAGAAGUUGCCACGCUGCGAUCAAGAGACUCGGGUGGAGAUGAUGACACGUGGGUUAAGCAACAACUGGGCAGUCUAGUCUUUGUUGGUCGUGUGAUCGACUCUCAAAUAAGUCGACUCCAAGAAGGCCUGGACAACGAUUCAGCUGGUUUACCAUCUCAUAUAGAUUAUUCAAAACUGUUGAUGCCUGGAGUGAAGCUGUUCAGUUUGCCACUGGAUGUCUUAUUGAAAAACAAUGUUGCAUUGUCUUUUUUCAUUGACUACAUGACUUCGAUUGGGGCGCAAGCUUAUCUUUUCUUCUACCUCAAUGUUGAAGGAUGGCGAGUAUCUGCCGAGCAGCAGUUAUCAGAUCUAGCGCUGCAGAAAAUAAAAGCUGAAGAUUCGGUGGAGAGAGGAGUGGACGCUUCUGCUGUAGAUGAUGUAAAUAACGAUGAACAAACUUUGGAAAGGAUGCGUGAGGCAGCGUAUAGUAUAUUUGAACAGUAUUUAUCAGAUAAGGCUUCACCAAGACUGAGAAUAGAUGAAUUAAUAGUUAAGAAGUUGUUGCUGAGGAUAAGAACAGAAACUCCUCAUGAAACGUGGUUUGAUGAUGUACAGGCAGCUGUUUAUGAGAAACUUCAGACUGAAGAGAGGUUUCUGAGUAGCUUUCGGAAAAAUGUAUUAUAUGUGAAACUGCUUGCUGAGUUGGAGCUAUUGAAGGAUCAUGAAUCUGGAUGUAAAAGCGAUGAGGAGGACACUGGAUCGUUGGAAGAAAAUAGUUUGGGCUCAGAAACUGCUAGUCUUUCAUCUCUCACACUUGAACCCACAAAAGAUGGCCAGCAGACAGCAGAGAUGCUGUCGAUCCCUCCCACCGCGGCCGGCAACCUGAGUCACCCACCGAGCCCCAGCCAUUCGCCCGCCGAAAACAAGCAGGGACCUUUCAUACUCCUAGCUGAAAUCAUUGAAACAGGUGUUGUUAAUGAAAAAGGUAAAACCUUUGGAAUCUAUGCACUGGCAGUUACCAAAAGAUAUGACUCAGGAUUCAAAGAAUCCUGGCAUAUUUAUAGGAGAUAUUCUGAUUUUUACGAACUCCAUCAGAAAAUACGAGAAAAAUUUACAGAUCUAUCAAAGUUGGCGUUCCCGGGAAAGAAAACAUUCCAGAAUAUGGAGCGGAAAGUUCUGGAAAGAAGGAUGCGUAUGCUGAACGAUUAUCUGCAAGCGCUUCUUCAGACCACUGUUCUAGCAUCCCAUCCCAGUCUCAGAGGAAUGCUCCUUUCAUUCUUCGAACCAGGAGAAUACGACAAGGGUGUGACUGGUGGACAGAUCACCAAGGCUUUUGACAGCCUUUUGAAUCCGCUGCGGGUGGUGAGCCAGGGAGUGAAGGCGGUGAAGACGAUGCCCGACAACCUGCUGUCGACAGUGGAUGGCAUGAUGGACGGAAUCAGCAAAGUGCUGCAGUACAGCGGCGUCAACCGGCUCUCCCGCGAAGACUCCUCCGACUGCGAAGCCAUCAAAGUGGGCGCGUCUAUUGAUGUAGAGACUGAUGAUAACAUUCCAUUGAGAAUUAUGCUUCUACUGAUGACAGAAGUUUUCGAAUUGAAGUCUCGAAACCAAUGGCUGAGGAGGAGGAUCGUUACCCUGUUGAGACAGAUCAUUCGCACCAUGUUCGGAGACAUUGUCAAUCGCCGUAUUCUAGAUUACGUAUUUCUAAUGACGUCUCCUCAUCAGGUUGCAGACUAUCUUAGAUCUUUCAAACAUUCAUAUUGGCCUCACGGAAUGAAACCUGAGCCGCGGUUGCCACGUGAUGAUGGCGUACAAGCUCGAACAAGAGUGGCAGCUAAGGUCGCACUUCUGUCAAGCUUGUCAGAUGAAAUAAAGCACAUACUGGGAAGUGAAACGUCUCGCAGAGGUUUACUGUCAGUGUUCUCCCUCCUCCAAAAUCGAGUUCUGAACAGGAGACUUGUGUUCGUACUUUUCGAGGGUAUUCUUGUCACAAUGUUCUCGCAAGACCAUCCACUGGACAGCAUUUUUCGCCGCUUACAUUCCAAGUCACCCCGUGUAUCGAAAUCCCUCCUCCAACCACACCGACGGUAAUAUUUAUCUCAAUCUGAAUAGUUUAGAGAAUCUCAAUCUGCCAAAUUGUAUCAUAUUUAUCAUUAUUUACUGCAAAAAUAGUUGUAAAUUGUAUCAUAAAUAAUUGUAAUUACGCGAAACUCAAUAAUCAUGUAUGUAUGUAAAGCAUGUAACCAUGUAAAAAUAUCAAGAUUGUAUCAUAAAUAUCAAGAUAUAUCUUAAUUGAACGAGUCUAAUGUAGGAAAAGUGUGACCUAAAGAAGUAUUUGUAUUACUUCAAAUUAUAGUAAUAUAAUCGGUUCAUGAAAAUUUGUUGCUAUUUGCUGUAUCUUAUAACACAUUUUAACAUUAUUACAUUUGUUGGAUGAAAUAUAAAUGUACUUUGCGUGUGGUUGAUAUUAUGAACCAAUUUCAAUACAUUUCGAUUACACAGUAUACUAAGUACUGCAUUAUUUUGAGAAAAUAAUUCCUAGUCAUAAAUCAUUGAAAAAUAAAUACCUUAACAACGAACAAGGCUCCAAUAGUAAUAAAUAAUCUGGCGAUUCA
Molecule: messenger RNA, 3853 nt
Organism: Nilaparvata lugens (brown planthopper)
Lineage: Eukaryota; Metazoa; Arthropoda; Insecta; Hemiptera; Delphacidae
Product: sorting nexin-13
Exons: 20
Coding region: 225-3329 (1034 amino acids)
Cellular component (GO): early endosome
Molecular function (GO): phosphatidylinositol binding
Source: RefSeq, a predicted model, not a curated record